AGGUUUGAAAGGUUGGCUCCGAGGUGUCGAGCUGCUCAGACAAUCGUGGUAAGAAAACAUGGCAAGUGGCGCUAGAAUGGCUGCGAAGUUUUACGACCUCACUGCCAAGCUUUUAACGGGGGAAACGUUCAAGUUCUCCUCCCUGCAGGGCAAAGUGGUCCUCAUUGAGAAUGUCGCGUCUCUCUGAGGUACGACCGUCAGGGAUUACACCCAGAUGAACGAGCUCCACGAGCGCUACGGCAGCAAGGGGCUCGUUAUCCUGGGAGUGCCCUGCAACCAGUUCGGCCAUCAGGAGAACUGCAAGAACGAAGAAAUCCUUCUGUCUCUAAAGUACGUUCGUCCUGGAAAUGGCUUCGAGCCGAAGUUCCAGCUCCUGGAGAAGGUGGAUGUGAAUGGGAAGGAUGCUCAUCCCUUGUUCAUGUAUCUGAGGGAACAGCUCCCAUUCCCCAGCGACGAGCCCUCCGCGCUGAUGGGCGAUCCGAAGUUCAUCACCUGGAGCCCGGUCUGCAGGAACGACGUGUCCUGGAACUUCGAGAAGUUCCUCAUCGGACCAGAUGGGCUCCCAUUUAAGCGCUACAGCAGGAGGUUCCUCACCAGUGACCUGGAGGGAGACAUCAAGACUCUCCUCAACCAAGCAAACUAAAGAUCCGUCCUGAAAUGUUGUUCAGCCAUCCUGUAUCUUCCACUUCAGCACUAUGCAACCUGUAGCGUACCUAGAAAAAUGCCCUGCAAAUCUUUUUCUAUAGAGGCUGUCCACUAUUCCAGACCCACAGUGCUCCUCUGUACACGAUGACUGUGUUCUGUUUUUACUUAAUGAAGACGUCCUCUGAAACCUCUGAGGAGGGUAUCUGAUGAAAUGUAAAAUGGUGAACGUCUCUGGUUCCUUGUGUGCAUGAUGAGCACUGCUGUGGUUUGAUAUACUGAGGAGAAAUAAACAGUUUGCUCAA
Molecule: messenger RNA, 947 nt
Organism: Betta splendens (Siamese fighting fish)
Lineage: Eukaryota; Metazoa; Chordata; Actinopteri; Anabantiformes; Osphronemidae
Product: glutathione peroxidase 1-like
Exons: 2
Biological process (GO): hydrogen peroxide catabolic process; response to hydrogen peroxide; glutathione metabolic process
Cellular component (GO): cytosol; mitochondrion
Molecular function (GO): glutathione peroxidase activity
Source: RefSeq, a predicted model, not a curated record